AGCUGGAUUGCUUAGGCAAGCUACAUACACAACUGCACGACUUGGGUCAUUUAGCAUAUCGCCAACCUUGUCAGUAACAGAACCUUGGUGUUGGCAGUUUCAGCUUUCAAUGUCAUCAACGGAGGUUGUUAUUGGAAUGGAUGUUACUGCUUCUGAAUUUUAUGGCACUGAUAAAACCUAUGAUCUGAACUUCAAAAAAGAGAAAAAUGACGGGUCGCAGAAGAUAUUAGGAAAUGCUUUAAAAGAUCUCUACAAAUCAUUCGUGGCUGAGUAUCCAAUUGUAUCAAUAGAAAACCGGUUUGAUCAAGAUGACUGGGAGCAUUACUCCAAGUUAACCUGUGAGAUUGGAAACAAAGUACAGAUAGUGGGCGAUGACCUCUACAAGAGCCUCUUGGUCAGGGGCUGAGCUGCACAGCGGCUCAAGAACAUGGGCUGUUUGGGGCAGCCCGGGCUGGGGAUUUGGAGGCGUUUGAGGCUCUUGUAGAGAGAGAAUCGGGUCUUAUGCAUCAGACUAUGUAUGAUCGCUUCUCUGCUCUGCAUAUUGCUGCUGCAAAUGGGCAGAUUGAGGUCCUUUCAUUGAUUUUGGAGAAAUCUGUUCAUCCAGAUGUGGUGAAUCGGCAUAAGUAGGUAGAGGGAUGGAUCUUUUUCGUGGAUUUGGAUUUGGAAUUCCGUUAUUUU
Molecule: messenger RNA, 678 nt
Organism: Magnolia sinica
Lineage: Eukaryota; Viridiplantae; Streptophyta; Magnoliopsida; Magnoliales; Magnoliaceae
Product: enolase-like
Exons: 5
Coding region: 110-406 (98 amino acids)
Biological process (GO): glycolytic process
Cellular component (GO): phosphopyruvate hydratase complex
Molecular function (GO): magnesium ion binding; phosphopyruvate hydratase activity
Source: RefSeq, a predicted model, not a curated record